Octopus sinensis (East Asian common octopus) is the source of this 690-nucleotide messenger RNA. Its product is annotated as kielin/chordin-like protein. Lineage: Eukaryota; Metazoa; Mollusca; Cephalopoda; Octopoda; Octopodidae. Bases 103 to 591 code for a protein of 162 amino acids. Gene Ontology annotation, molecular function: peptidase inhibitor activity. The record is from RefSeq and is a predicted model, not a curated record. The transcript has 6 exons.
CUGUUGAUAAGCCAUUAAUCUUAUUGAUGUUACAUUUUGCUAUAAAAGACCUGAAAACUACCAAAACUUCACCAUUCUAACCAACCACAACAAAACUACAACAUGCUGGCAUAUCUCUCCGCAUUCUGCUUCUUUGUUGCUGCCAUCUCAACAGGUGACUGUUACAGCAUUGCAGGUCCAUUUAGUGGGAAAAAUGAUAGUUUGGGACCACACAUCGUUAUCUGCACAUUACCACCAGAGUGUUACCAUGAAGGUAGAGCUUACCAUGUAGGAGAGACCUUUCCUUCCUACAUGGGAGAGUGCAUGUGCACUUGGUAUGAUGGGAUUGAAUGCAAGAUGGAGGUUUGCGAACACAAAGGAGCAUCUUACAGAGUUGGGCAAACCUUUAUGGACGACUGCAACGAAUGUUCCUGCGAAGGUAAUAAUGUCGUUAGAUGCACAAAGAAGAUAUGUCUUACCACAGAUACAGGCUGUGCUUACAACAACAAGAUUUAUAAGAUUGGAGAAAGCUACAUGAAAGAUUGUAACACAUGUAUAUGCGAAGCUACAAACGCAGCAGUUUGUACCGGAAUAUUCUGCAUUUUUGAUUAAAACUUUUGAGAGAUGGUCAAUUCUGGAGAGACCUGGAAACUUCUAGAAGAAACCGAAGAGAAAUAUUGACAUGAUUUGAAAAUGGAUAAUUCUGAGAAA